AUGCCGCCCAGAUUAUCCGCCCUGCGGGCGUUCAGCUCGCUGACGUCCAAUCCGACCCCAUGCCUGUCACUAUUCGCCCCGCUGCUCCAGCAGCCGCUGCAAACCCGCGCCGCGUCCAUUCUCGCCGGUCUGUCUGACGUGCCCGCUGCCUACAACAAGAGGAUACGACGAGGCCGCGGUCCCGCCUCGGGGAAAGGAAAGACGUCAGGACGCGGUCACAAGGGUCAGAAGCAGCAUGGAAAGGUGCCCGUCGGCUUCAAUGGCGGCCAGACGCCGUACGAAGUGACGCAUCCGGAGAAGGGCUUUGUCAACCAGUUCUCGGUGGAGAUGAGCCCAUUGAACUUGGACCGCCUGCAGCAAUGGAUCGAUCAAGGCCGCAUCGAUCCGUCGCAGCCCAUAACCAUGAAGGAGCUUCACAAGUCGAGGUGCUUGCAUGGCGUCAAGGACGGCGUGAAAUUGCUGGCCAGGGGCUCCGAGCAGCUGCGCACUCCGGUGAAUCUCGUAGUUUCGCGUGCCUCCGCUGCCGCCAUUGCCGCAGUUGAAGCUGCAGGGGGCUCGGUGAUCACCAGGUACUACUCUCCCAACGCCAUCAAGCAUGUCCUGCGUGGUCUUAGCGACCCCAUCGCCUCCGCCCAAAUGCCGAGUGAAAUUGCUUCCGCAUCCGGCAACUUCAAGUACAGACUUCCCGAUGCCACCAGCAGAAAAGACAUCGAAUACUACCGUGACGCUGCCCACCGCGGCUACCUCAGUCACCAGGUCGCUCCUGGAGAAGGCCCAAGUUUGUUCUUCAAGACGCCGGGUUCGAGCAGGGCGGGCAAGAAGGGUUCCACGAAGGCGAAGGGACCGUCCAAGGCCGAAAACCGGAUUUGGUGA
Messenger RNA from Lasiodiplodia theobromae, 873 nucleotides. Its product is annotated as 50s ribosomal subunit protein l15. Gene Ontology annotation, biological process: translation. Gene Ontology annotation, cellular component: mitochondrial large ribosomal subunit. Gene Ontology annotation, molecular function: structural constituent of ribosome. Bases 1 to 873 code for a protein of 290 amino acids. Lineage: Eukaryota; Fungi; Ascomycota; Dothideomycetes; Botryosphaeriales; Botryosphaeriaceae. The transcript is spliced from 3 exons. The record is from RefSeq and is a predicted model, not a curated record.